Molecule: messenger RNA, 2624 nt
Organism: Pogonomyrmex barbatus (red harvester ant)
Lineage: Eukaryota; Metazoa; Arthropoda; Insecta; Hymenoptera; Formicidae
Product: sodium-coupled monocarboxylate transporter 1
Biological process (GO): sodium ion transport; transmembrane transport
Cellular component (GO): membrane
Molecular function (GO): symporter activity
Source: RefSeq, a predicted model, not a curated record
CGCAUUUUUCACUUUAAUUAUAUCUGUCUUCAAUUAAAUAUAUAUCUUAUCACUACAAAAUUUAGGUCGCAUUAUCCACUUACGGAACUUCUAACUGUGAGGUAUACUUGUCAGUCGUUCGUACUCCAUGCUUUAUACCCAUUGUCAGUUUAAUUAGAAGAUUGUCGCAAUGACACUAUCGUGAUGCGCGUAAUCGCGACGCGACAGUCCGGACUCUCUCAGAUCUUGCCAUAGUUCGCAUGAUUCUUAUACCAAGGUAGUCAUCUUUUGGCUUUCGACAUAUUCAUUAGUCUUGCGAGUGAUAUAUGCUACUCGAUCUUGUUAGCCGAUUAACGACGAUUAAUCUAAUAAGAAAACGAUUUUUAUAGCCUUCGAACUCUUAACAAAACGCGUGUGUUUAUAUUUUUAAAGCAAUAAAUUAUUGUUGAUUUACUAUAUACAUCCGUGAAAAGAUUCCUAAUUUCUUGCAAUACAUAUAAUAAUUUAUAUUAUCAGUUUAGAUUCAGUUUUAUAGCAAGAUGACUUCGCGUACGGAAGAUACUCCAAACGACCUAAGUGUGACAAAAUGGGCAUCGGAGACGCCCACUGUUCAAGAAAUCAGUAAAUUUAUGCAAAAUUUUGGUAUAUCGGACUAUACUGUGUUUGCUGUGAUGCUGGUCAUGUGCGGUAUGGUUGGUAUUUACUUCGGUUUCGUGAAAAAGUCCUCAGGCGAAGAUGAAUAUCUUGUUGGCGGAAGGAACAUGAAAGCAUUUCCAGUCAGCCUUAGUCUGUUGGCCAGUUUUAUAUCGGGUAUUUCAUUGUUGGGUACACCGACGGAGAUUUAUGUACAUGGUAUAAGCUAUCUAUUCAUUUGUUGUGCGAUCAUCUUCGUUGCCUUUACCACAUCCUUCGUAUAUCUGCCAGUAUUUCAUGAGCUCAAACUCACCAGCACUUAUGAAUACCUCGAGAAACGUUUUGAUAAGAAGUUGAGAUUACUGGGUUCAAUCCUUUUUGCCAUGGGUAUUAUAACUUGGCUUCCAAUUGUUAUCUAUGUACCUGCACUGGCUUUCAAUCAAGUUACGGGAGUAAAUGUACACAUAGUCACACCUUUUGUAUGCAUCGUUUGCAUAUUUUACACCUGUGUGGGCGGUCUCAAAGCAGUAGUAUGGACAGAUUUCAUUCAAACUUUCAUUAUGUUUGGCUCGAUGUUAUUAAUUGCAAUUAAAGGUACAAUAGACGUUGGUGGACUAUCUCUAGUGAUUCAAAGAAAUUUGGAUUCCGGAAGACUCGAAUUUCCUGCGAUGGAUUGGAACCCUUUCAUAAGACAUACAAUUUGGUCACUCCUCAUAGGUGGUUACAUACAUUGGUUGCAAAUCACUGCCAUUAAUCAAAAUAUGAUUCAACGAUAUUUAUCACUUCCUACUCUGCAAUCAGCUAGAAGAGCACUCUGGAGUUUCAUGAUCGGAGUUACAAUGCUGACUUGCUUAUGUGGAUAUUGUGGCAUGCUAAUUUACGCCUGGUAUCAUGAAUGUGAUCCACUUACAACUAAGUUGGCACGCGCCAAGGAUCAACUGCUACCGCUGUUAGUUAUGAACGUUUUAGGAAGAUUUCCAGGACUGCCUGGUCUCUUUGUAGCUGGUGUAUUUAGCGCCGCACUCAGUUCAUUGUCAACCGGUUUAAAUUCUAUGGCAGCCGUAGUAUUGGAAGAUUUUGUUAAACCAUUUCAGAAGACUCCAUUUACGCGCAGAGGUGCUGAUAUCUUUAUGAAACUCACGGUUGUUGUUUUAGGAGCAAUCUGUGUUGCUCUUGUUUUCGUCGUUGAACAAGCGGGUACUCAUAUGUUGCAGUUGUCCAUAACCUUAGGCUCCAUUACUACUGGUCCAUCUUUUGGUAUUUUCAACAUGGGAAUAUUAUUACCAUGGAUUAAUAGCAAGGGUGCUUUAGCAGGAGGAAUUGCAGGCUUGAGUUUUAUGGGCUGGCUCGGUCUAUCCGCUGAAGCAGCUAUCACCAGUGGAAGAAUUAAAUUUGAUACAAAACCUGUCACUACGGAAGGAUGCACCUAUUCAUUUCCACAGGUAGAGAAUUUAUUAUUAUCUGUACCGCCAGAUUCAAUCUUAGACAACAUUAAUGAAGAAGAACCAUGGACAUUAUUCCGUCUCAGUUACUUGUUUUACACUAUGACUGGUGCCUUAAUAACUAUGAGCGUCGGUCUCAUCGUAACUUUAAUUACUUCUGAAGAUAUUGAGAAGUUAGAUCCAAUGCUCGUAGCGCCAUUUAUGAGAAAAUACUUAAAGACUGCAACCAGAGAAGUUCCGCUUCAAGAAUUUCAUGAAAUCAAGGUUGCAAAAUCAAAUGAAAAGGUGGCGUCUUGUACUAUCAAUGAAGAUGACAAAUUAUUAUCAGAAGGAACGAUUUCAACAUAAUAUAAGUAAUUAUUAAUGUAAAUGUUAUUAAUAUUUGAAUUUAUUAAGAAAGUAUAUUAUAAGUAUAUUAUAAUUUAAUUCUUAUAUAAAAAUCAAGAUUAAUAUUGAAUUAUUAAAGAAAUUUUGUAUAAAAUUUAUACAAUAUCAUAUAUUUUUGCUACGUAUGAUGUAUAUUACAAAAAUUAUUAUAUUAUGGAUUAUUGUGAAUAAAGUUAUUAAUAA